AUGGAGUCUCAGUAUAUGAGUCAAGUUGGUCAAGUGGUUGGCCAAGAGUCUCCAUUCUCUACUCAAUUGGAAUCCACUACUAAGAAAUCACGUGGAGGCAACUUUUCCAUAGAAGAAGAUAAUAUGGUUGUAUUGGCUUGGCUCAACACUAGCUUGGAUGUAGUGCAUGGAAAUGAGCAAAAAAGCAAGACCUUUUGGAGGAGAGUUGAGGAGUACUUUCACGAGCAUAAGACAUUUAUUAGUGAAUGUAACGAUAAUUCUUUGAUGAAUCGGUGGUCAAUCAUUCAACUUGGCACUAGUAAGUGUUGUGGGUACUUUGCCCAAAUUGAAGCAUUGCAUCAAAGUGGUGUUAACAAGCAAGACAAGAUUGGCAAGGCAAAAAUCAUGUACCAAGAGGCUAAUAAAACCUUAUUUCAAUUCAAACAUUGUUGGAAUGUGUUGAGGCAUCAACCAAAAUGGUUCGAGCAAUGCCAAAAGAAAAAACCGAAAAGGAUUAGAAAUGACCCAACAUCUUCACCUUCAACACCAGAGCCAAUCAACCUAACAGAAGAUGAUAUCUCACCCUUGAAGAGACCUAUGGGUAGGAAGGCAGAAAAUGAGCAGUUGAAAAAAAUGAAAGAAGAAAGAAAAAGAGGAACUGAGAAGAAACUUGAACUUCUUCAAAAAUCUUAUCAUAUUCAUGCUUCAAGGGCUCGAACUGAACAAUUGAAAAAGGAAGAGAGAAUCAUGAAAAUUGAUACAAGUGAGAUGUCCCCAAUGCAGCAAGAAUAUUAUCGUCUAGGCCAACUGGAAAUCAUUGAGAGUAAGGAAAAAAUUAAUGAUGUGGAGUAA
Camellia sinensis is the source of this 831-nucleotide messenger RNA. The record is from RefSeq and is a predicted model, not a curated record. Lineage: Eukaryota; Viridiplantae; Streptophyta; Magnoliopsida; Ericales; Theaceae.